Peniophora sp. CBMAI 1063 is the source of this 231-nucleotide messenger RNA. Lineage: Eukaryota; Fungi; Basidiomycota; Agaricomycetes; Russulales; Peniophoraceae. The record is from the annotation of a GenBank genome assembly.
AUGGUCUUCGAAGGGCUGAGCUUCGAAGCCAGUGCUCAUCCUGGCGCUUCAUCCGAACUUAAGGCCUUCUCUCAAGCAUGGGAUGGUAAAACUAGGCGCCUGAAGUCGAGAAAACGAAUGGGGAGAGAACGGGAGAAGCGUCGUCGCCUCGUAGCCUAUGCCGGUAAAGGUAGUUCCCAUGGCUAUUACAAUCGUGCCUUGAAGAUACUUCAGCGGACUACAGUCAAGUAG